AUGUGGACAUCGGAGUACAGCAAUCAACGGCCACCAUUAAGCGAUACCACAUCUUCUAUUCACACACGAGACGAUAACGUUAUACAUCGGGUUCUAUCUGAAGUUGGCUUAAAUCCGAAAGACUUUAUCUACGGCGAAACAGGUGAAAACGGUUCUCAAAGCCAACAAUCCUAUCAACCCUCUAACAACGGCUCGAGUUCUGUCGGAAAAUCUUAUCCAUCUCACAACUACCAAUCACCACAGCAAUCUCAACCACCUAGAGAAGACUCUGAGCAAAGACUAUCCGGACGAAACGAACUCAAUUCAGCGUUCAAAGAGCUUCCACACACAUCUUCUAAAUCAAGUACCAGAGGCGACUCAAAUUAUCCAAAUAAUUCUCAGUUUGCUGCUAAUACCAUCACAUCUUUUGGACGACAACCAAGUUAUGGACAGCAGCCUCCUCCACCACCAGCUCAAAAUCAACAACAAUUUCCAUCAACACAGAAUCCAAAUCGAGGUCCGGCUCCAACAUUUUCAUCCAACUUUGAUCAACAGCGAUCACAACCACCUCCGGCUUCAUCACAAGCAGGGUUUGAUCAACGUCCGAACUCAAAUCAACAACAACCUCUUCCAAACGUAACUCAACCAACUUCAUUUAACCUUGCAAAUCGCUUAUCGCCAAAAUUAUUUACAAAACAAAACCAAACCAUUAUUGAUAAUCCACAAUCUAUGGACACAACGUCAGCUGACCGAUAUAUGCGACAGAUAGAUUCACAUGAAAAUCCUCCUAUUCGAGUUGUUAAACCGAACGCACAAAAUGUUGUUUAUCGAAAAGAAAUUCGAAUACGAUAUCUACAGCCACCAACUCCACCGCCACCCGCACCGAUUAUUAUUCGAGAAAAACAAGCGCCCGCGCAUCCACCUCAAUCCCCUUUGCUGAUAAGAGAACGAAAAGCUGAAGCUCAUACGCCACCACCAUUGACAAUCAGAGAAAGACCUCCGACACCUCCACCACCUCUUGAACCUCAUAUUAUCGAAAAGACCUUGCCACCGGGUCCAGUACAGCCACGACAAAUUAUUAUCGAGCGUUUACCGACUCCACCACCAAAACCCAGAACGGUUAUUUUUGAAAAAUGGUUACCAUACAAAAAAGUAAAACGCCCUGUUCUAUUACAAAAAGCACAACCCCCAGCACCAGUUAAACCCGUGCGAAAUGUUAUUAUUGAAUAUGAACCAUUAAAAGCAUUCACUGUUCGACGUGUUAUUGAAGAAGGUGUAUUCCGAGUUGAUCCGCAUACUUAUAUAACGCAACAACCACAAUCAGGCAUCGGAGAUGUACGUAUUGUUGAACGCAUAGAAGAUCUUCCACCUCCAAGUGAGCAAUUGAUGCGUGUACUGGAUGAUUAUAACCACGAUCACUCAUCACAACGGAAUUAUCACAAUAAUACUACUACUCAUUCACCUAUCCCACACAGUUAUAAUCAGUUUCAUGAACAAGAAGUUAAACCACAAGGUUUAUCCUCCACUUUAGCAAAUUUAUUCGGUGGAAGAUCGAACCCAGUACAGCCAAACACAUCACAAGGACCGUUAGGAAGCAAUUUAGCAGACGUCUCACGAGCAUCAAACAUACCGGCUAAUCGGCAAGAAAGAGUAUUGUCUGGAUAUAAUUCUUCAAUACCAAGCCCCACUGUUAUACCUCUUGGAAAAAAAAGUUAUCACCGUGAACAUAGCAAUUCAGGUGAUAGUUCUACUGAGGAGCGUGUUUACUAA
Molecule: messenger RNA, 1749 nt
Organism: Didymodactylos carnosus
Lineage: Eukaryota; Metazoa; Rotifera; Eurotatoria; Philodinida; Philodinidae
Source: the annotation of a GenBank genome assembly